Molecule: messenger RNA, 921 nt
Organism: Mesocricetus auratus (golden hamster)
Lineage: Eukaryota; Metazoa; Chordata; Mammalia; Rodentia; Cricetidae
Gene: Mnd1
Product: meiotic nuclear divisions 1
Exons: 8
Coding region: 173-790 (205 amino acids)
Biological process (GO): reciprocal meiotic recombination
Cellular component (GO): nucleus
Molecular function (GO): double-stranded DNA binding
Source: RefSeq, a predicted model, not a curated record
GCCGGCCUGCCAGUCAUCUCAGGCCCCGCCCCGGCCCGGUUCCUGCCUGGGGUUCCGCAGGCCUGCGAGGGCCGCCAGGGGUCGUCGCGCCCUUCCGCGCACUUCCUCCCGCCCUCCCCGCCCCACGCGGCUGUUGGCGCCAGAGUCAAACGGGGAGGCCGCCGCGCGCACCAUGUCAAAGAAGAAAGGACUGAGUGCAGAAGAAAAGAGAACCCGUAUGAUGGAGAUAUUUUUUGAGACAAAAGAUGUAUUUCAGCUGAAAGACCUGGAGAAGCUUGCUCCCAAAGAGAAAGGCAUCACUGCUAUGUCUGUCAAAGAGGUCCUUCAGAGCUUGGUAGAUGAUGGUAUGGUUGACUGCGAGAGGAUUGGAACUUCCAAUUACUAUUGGGCUUUUCCAAGCAAAGCUCUGCAUGCCAGGAAACGAAAGCUGGAGACUCUGACCUCUCAGCUGUCGGAGGGAAGCCAGAGGCAUGCAAACCUACAGAAGAGCAUUGAGAAAGCUAGAAUUGGGCGACAAGAGACAGAAGAACGAGCCAUGCUUGCAAAAGAACUUUCUUCAUUUCGGGACCAAAGGGAUCAACUUAAGGCAGAAGUUGAAAAAUACAGGGAAUGUGACCCGCAAGUUGUGGAAGAGAUACGUCAAGCAAAUAAAGUAGCCAAGGAAGCUGCCAACCGAUGGACUGAUAACAUAUUUGCAAUAAAAUCCUGGGCCAAAAGAAAAUUUGGGUUUGAAGAAAGUAAAAUUGAUAAAAACUUUGGAAUUCCGGAAGACUUUGACUACAUAGACUAAACUGGCAAUAGAAGAUUUGUGAGCUUAUGAAUCGUCAAGUUUUAAACAUUAUCUAAGUAAUGGUACUGAAUUUUCAUCUAUGUGUUAACUGUUUAUCAUUUUACAAUUUUAAAUAAAGUAUAAAACAAGGA